UUCAGCUGAACAAGUCUACACAAUUCAGCCUAGACCAUGCCCGCAAGAUGUUGAGCGGUUUUUUGGUUUUCAACGCUGACACAGGUGCUUUAGUCUACCACCGGCGGUACGAAGCAGACUUUGGCCUUCCAAAUGCGAAGCAGCAACUUUGGCUUGCUGACCCUGUGGGUUUAGCCCUGCAGCUUUAUGCAUUCAGUCGCUUUUCAACAAGUUUACCAAACUCACCGCAGCUGCAAAGUAUGCGCUUCGGAGAAUUGAGUCACUUGGGCAAUGUCUUUUUAGCCAGCGAGCAAAUACCUGACGAUGAAGGACAACCAGCUGUACAUCUGACUUUGGCUGCCUUUGGUGACCUUCCCCAAGACUUGGGUUCACAACUUGCCAAAAUUCUUCUUCACGACUUCAUUGAGGAGAAUACCAACGCAGUUCGUGUACUACACCCUGCUGGUGAUGCAGCUUCAGAGCCAGCCCCACAAAAGACCUGGCAUUUUCAUUCGCUGGAUAUCACCCUUGAGAGCAUGGUUGAUUGGUUGGUUGGGUAUUUGGCAAAGUCUCUACCCCAAUUUCCAAAAUGGGCGUGCUUGCUUUGCUUUGAAGAGGAAACAUCUCUUCGCAAAUGGGAGAAGAUAGCAGUAGCACAUGCAUCGCCGCCACCACCGUGUCCACCAAAAGAACGCAGCGAUCGUCGUCCGCAGUCAUUUGCCAAACGAAUUAUUCAAGGAGGAUUUGCGGCGAUGUCAUCACUUUCACCACGGCGUGAACGACCUGCUUCCUCCUCGGGGGCUCCAGUGGCAAGAGGACAGAUGUCUUGGUGGCGACGAGGAUCAAUUGCCGCAGAUGGUGCUCUUACGAAAGCACAGAGUUUGCAGUUGACGUGUUUCUGGUUUGAAGCCUCUGAAGACACAGUUCUGCCAUCCAAGACCUCGACUCCAGUCUUGGAACUCGCAACCGCCUUGCUUGAAUCAAGCUCUAUCAACGUUGGUUCCACUUUGGUGCAAUUGCAACCGCACUUCUGGUUUUAUCAAGCCACAGGCAGCAUGCACUGCGUAGCUUUUCACUUGCAACCAACUCGAAUAUACUUCGUGGUCCCACUACAUUGCCUCUUUGGGCAAGGCAUGCCUGAAAAAUGGGAUCACUCUAUGUUGCAGAGUGUUUGCAGUGGAGUACGGCAAAGGAUAUCUUCAGAGCUGGCAUGUCUUGUGCGUUGGCUGGAAAGCAAAGCAGGAGGGUGCGGCUUUAUUUCCGCUCCGAAGAAAAAGAGGCACACAGAUCCGGAGUGAUUCUGGAGGAUAGAGUGUGUAUGACAGUGUUUCAUAGCGUUUCACCCUCUUUUUUGAAUUGCUACAGUGCCACACUGAAAUUUUCUGGGACGCAGAUGCAAACUUUGAGUUUGCUUUGCCUUCCCGCCUGCAAGCAUUCUUUUGCUGCUAGCUCAUUGACGUGAAGUCGACGCAAAGAGAAUCCUGAUGCUACACCACGUCUCUGUCAGAUACUCUACAGAGAAAUUCGGAUUGGACAACCAAGUCCAACAAUCUUCUCGGAAAGGCUCUCAAAGGCAUGAGCAAAAAA
This is a messenger RNA of Cladocopium goreaui, 1566 nucleotides long. Lineage: Eukaryota; Dinophyceae; Suessiales; Symbiodiniaceae. The record is from the annotation of a GenBank genome assembly.